AAGAAAUCAUUUCUCUUUUUUAGUCUUCGGUUUCCUCCUUUGGAAAAUGAUAGGAUCAGACAAUUUCCAGGAUCCCUUUCAUAUCAAACAUUCUCUGCUUUAUGGUCUACUCUCAUUUCGAUAUGCCUUGUCCCAAGGCUUCUUCUAGCACUGAAGUCCUAUGAUUCAAACUUUUCUUCCUCUCCCAAUACAGAUGCCAAAGGGCUGAGUGACCCUGGCAAAAUUAAGCGGAUGCGGUCACAGGUGCAGGUGAGCCUGGAGGACUACAUCAAUGACCGGCAGUAUGACUCUCGGGGCCGGUUUGGGGAAUUGCUGCUGUUGCUGCCCACCCUCCAAAGCAUCACCUGGCAGAUGAUUGAGCAGAUCCAGUUCAUCAAACUCUUUGGUGUGACCAAGAUUGACAACUUGCUGCAGGAGAUGCUGCUGGGGGGGUCUUCCAGUGAAGCACCCCAUGCUCACCACCCUUUGCAUCCUCACUUGGUGCCAGAGAACAUGGGCACCAAUGUGAUAGUCGCCAAUACCAUGCCUGCCCAGAUCAGCAAUGGACAGAUGUCCACUCCUGAGACCCCACAGCCCUCUCCACCAGCCAGCUCAGGGCCUGAGCCCUACAAGCUCCUGCCAGGAGCCAUCGCCACAGUGGUCAAGCCUCCUUCAUCCAUCCCUCAGCCCACCAUCACCAAGCAGGAGGUCAUCUAACAUGGGGCCAGAGGGGCCAGGUGAAGACAGCCAGACACUGCCUCUCCCCAGCCUGGCUUUGUCCUUCCCUGGCCUCCAGAAGGACUGGCCCCCUCAGAACUCCCAGUGGUCUUGGUGAAAUAGGAUAUAAUAAUGAGACUUGCCCUAGGACCAUAAAGGCAUAAUGGGGAGCAAGGCUCAGGCUGAGGGCUCCAGCUACUGACUUGUGUGCCUUAAUGCAAUCCUCCUAUUUUGGGGAAUAUAGAGGGAGGUUGGGAACGAUCACCUUUAGUGGAGUUUAGUUGUUUCUCAACACUUUCUCCCCAUCCAAUCAGUUUCUUCAUCUCCUAACUCUGCACCCAAACAGCUGCCACCUCCCCCUCUUGGGAUUUUUUUAGAAUCACCAGUGAGGUCAUCCACUUUGUCUUCCCCUUUGAAGACUAAAAACCCUGAGACUCAGAGCCAUUUGGGAAGAGAAUGAGCCAGGCCAGGACUUUCUGCCUAUUCUUACUGCCAACCCAGUCCCAGUCUCCCCAAGGACUUCCAUUCAGAAGGAACCUUCCUCUCCAUGCUGGAGAAGACUCAAGACAGAAGUGGUGAUAGAAUACUCAGUCAUUUGACAAAGUUUAUGAAGCAUCUACUAUAUCAAGCUCUGUGCCAAGCACUGUGUGGAUCAUGAAUGAAGAAGACACAGCCCCAUACUUCAUGAGUUUGGCUUGGGGGGGGGGAGGUGUGGAGAAGACUGGUUGGGAAGGCAAGAAACAGAGGCAUAAAACACCUUGAGAAUAAUCCAAGGUAAUAAAAUAUAGUAGGAAUCCAGGGAAAGGAAAAGAUCACUGUGGAUUGAGGGGUAGCCUGGCAGGGCUUCACAGAGAACAGUUUUGGAUUUUUGUAGAUGAAUAGAGAAGACAUUCUAGUUCAAGGGAAAAGCCUAAGCAAAAGUACAGAGGUAGGAAUUUAUUCUUUGUGAUGAGACCAAAUACAUUCAGGCACAGUGAGUCAUGAUCUUAGGUAAAGUGAGGCUAAUUGAUGGAGAACCUUGAAAGUCAGUAUAGACUUGAUUUGUUGGUAUUGCAGAUUCUUCAGCUGGAGAGGGAACAAGGGUUGCCCUCAAUUUAAAGGAGUUCUCAAGGCAAUAAAAUCAGCAGUUUCUCUC
Molecule: messenger RNA, 1831 nt
Organism: Gracilinanus agilis (Agile Gracile Mouse Opossum)
Lineage: Eukaryota; Metazoa; Chordata; Mammalia; Didelphimorphia; Didelphidae
Product: hepatocyte nuclear factor 4-alpha-like
Exons: 3
Biological process (GO): cell differentiation; positive regulation of transcription by RNA polymerase II; anatomical structure development
Molecular function (GO): RNA polymerase II cis-regulatory region sequence-specific DNA binding; nuclear receptor activity
Source: RefSeq, a predicted model, not a curated record